AUGCUUGUCAAGCACUUCAACUCGCGGAUUACCUGGGAAUUGACGCAAGCCGGUCACAUCCGAUCAUUCUUGGCAAUUGGUCAAAACUCCUUGCAUGUGGCGGCCAACAAGUUAUCCCCUGGGAGUUUUAUGCCAGGGGCCUUUGCCUCGUGCGAUCUUUUCAUUGACCUUCUCAUCGAUCCAACAACUAGGAAGGCAACGACUUUGAAACAUCCGUAUCCUCCUCGAGAGCUCUUCACAGUCACCGAGGUACGCACGGCAACAUGCCAAGAACAGCCUUUGACCGCACAGCCCCAUCCUCGCGGGAGCAGAGACAUAGCAGUCAUCCGGAUACAGAAGGAUAUGUUCGAAGCCGAAACGGUUGAUACUAGUUCGAUUCAAAGCUUGAUGACCGCAUGGACAACCGACGGAAUUACAUCGGUUUCGGGGCUAUGCUGCAAGACCUGCCAGUCAGUUAAGAAAGCCGAUCCUCACAACAUCAUCGAGAAAUCUCGCUUAUCUGUCGAUAAUGGGGGCCCACCCCAACACUUGUACAUGUUGGUACAUGCGGCCUUGAUCAUUGACGAAUCGGCGCAGCAAUUGUUCAUGGCAAGUUUGGAUUUUCCUUUCCAGUUGGAUUUCCACGGGGUUGGCUACACCCUUUUCUCUCGUGGGUUCUGGAACGGCACCCAUUACUGGACCAAGAUGCUCAAGAACAUCGGAGGGAUAUCAGGCAUAUGGAUGCACGAUGAUCGAGCAAAUGGGGGUAUCGCUCGGCUGGAGAAAUUUGUAGCCGAGAGCAUCGCCAACAUCCGCCGUGACAACAAAGAUGCGCAAGGACUGGUUCCAAGAUACGCCGACAAUGGAAGAGCCGACAAUGGAAGAGACGCCAACAACCGCUCUAAUCUUGAGAGUGCUCCGGGUCAAACGCCAAAAUCCAUCUCAGGCGAUCUCAAACGAAAGCCGUCCGGGGAGUUCAAGGUUCGUUUGAAAAUCAUGAAGCCCCCGGAAACAAGCCCUGCGGCCAAAAUUGAAGAUAAAGAAGCACCAGUCCCACCAACAAGCAAGGAACCUAUGCCGCCAAAGAAGAAGAAGGACGGCAUUCCAAAAUCAAAGGUAGUCAAGCCGUUCCGGGCCGGAAGCCGAGCAAGCACCCGCAAAGCAGCUUUGCAGGGUUGA
Molecule: messenger RNA, 1158 nt
Organism: Puccinia graminis f. sp. tritici CRL 75-36-700-3
Lineage: Eukaryota; Fungi; Basidiomycota; Pucciniomycetes; Pucciniales; Pucciniaceae
Exons: 3
Coding region: 1-1158 (385 amino acids)
Source: RefSeq, a predicted model, not a curated record